This is a messenger RNA of Cladophialophora yegresii CBS 114405, 1125 nucleotides long. RefSeq lists its product as uncharacterized. Gene Ontology annotation, cellular component: nucleus. The transcript is spliced from 2 exons. The record is from RefSeq and is a predicted model, not a curated record. Gene Ontology annotation, biological process: chromatin organization. Bases 1 to 1125 code for a protein of 374 amino acids. Lineage: Eukaryota; Fungi; Ascomycota; Eurotiomycetes; Chaetothyriales; Herpotrichiellaceae.
AUGGCAUCGAAUCCGCCGUCCGGGACCUCGACGCCCCGCUUCACGUCUCAAUCCGCUUCCGCGGAGGAUUUACUUAAAUCCCAGACCGUCGGCCUUGUGAACCUUGCGGAUUUCCGCAAGAGACGAGCAGAUGUGCUGGAACAGAAAGAAAAGGAAGCAAGGGAGGGCGCAAGAACACCGGACAGUGACGCCGCGGUGACAGGCCGACCGGAGCAAGGCGGGCGACCGAAGAAAAAGCUCAAGAAGAAGGCCGCCGGCAAGGGGUUACUAUCCUUCGGAGGCGACGAUGACGAGAGUGAUGGGCCAGCUGCCCCCUCACCACCUGCGGCCCAAAGCUCGAGAACAUCAGCCGAAGCCUCGCCUGAUCCUACCGCAGCAGAGAUCAGGAGGAAGUUUACGCCGAAUCCGCAAUCGAGCCUGCCUGUACCUCGCGCCCUAACGAAAGCAGCACUAGCCGCUGAAGCGCUCGACCGGGAGAAGCUACGCAAGGAAUUUCUGGAGAUACAAGAACGGGUCAAGCAGACCGAGAUGGAGAUACCCUUUGUGUUCUACGACGCAGGUGCGAACAUCCCUGGUGGGAGCGUCAGAGUAAAGAAAGGAGACCACGUCUGGCUGUUCUUGGAACGAUGCAGAAAGGUUGGUGCCGAACUUGGUGUCUCUGGGGCAGAUCCGAGUGGCUCGACGGCCCAGAGAAAGAGCAGAGAAGACUCGAGAAAGCAAUGGGCGCGAGUGGGCGUUGAUGACUUGAUGCUGGUGAAAGGCGAAGUCAUUGUACCGCACCACUACGAGUUCUACUAUUUCAUUGCGAACAAGAUUGCUGAUCCUAGUCGGGAGGGGAGAUUGUUAUUCGAAUACUCUGGGACAGCGGACAUUAUGAACAGUUCUAGUCACCACAUGCCGGGACCGACGGCUUCGCUGAGGGUUCCAGGCCAAAAGAAAGGAGAGUUAGAGGGCCAUAAUGACGAUCCCAUACUCACAAAGGUGGUCGAUAGAAGAUGGUACGAAAAGAACAAGCACAUCUAUCCAGCAAGUGUGUGGAAGGAAUACAAGGCCGGGAAGGAGUUUGAGGAGAUUGCAAAGGGCAGACGGAGAGAUGCUCAAGGGAACGCGCUUUUCUUUGGCUAA